Molecule: messenger RNA, 1341 nt
Organism: Laccaria bicolor S238N-H82
Lineage: Eukaryota; Fungi; Basidiomycota; Agaricomycetes; Agaricales; Hydnangiaceae
Exons: 12
Coding region: 1-1341 (446 amino acids)
Source: RefSeq, a predicted model, not a curated record
AUGAGGAAUUCAUUGAGAAAUUCACGCCCAGGAAUCCCAGGAGAACAAAUAACACGUCCAAACUCGCGCAUUGAAGUUGUCCACGUUGACAACCCACCGUCACGCCUAUCUGACGGAGCGCGUACGCUGGAAGGUCUUCAAGCCGAUGUCAUAAUGGAUCGGUCUUCUGGGGAACCCGGCAGGAUUCAAAGUUCCCUCAGCUUGCCUUAUCCUCAACUUGAAGGUCAAGAAGUGCGAAUCGUGGAUGUUCAUCAUCACGACGAUAUAGUGGAACAUUUAGACGUCAUCGACUCGCAAAUUGGGGCUGUAUCUAGUUUAACUAAUGCUGCAAACUCAAUUAUUAUCCCCCCCUCUUCCUUUUACUCAAGAAAACCUGUUAUUGUGUUACCUUCGAUACCCUUCAGCGACAGAGAAGAGUCUGGCCGAUUCGAGGACUCUUUGGAUCGGCAUGUUGAUGACGUUCUCAGGAGGCCGACAAAGCUUCGGCGCACCCUCAUGGGUGUGUGGUCCUUUUUGAAAACACCGAUGGGAAUCAUCACUGGAAUCUACGGUUUUUUAGUCGUGUUUUGGGGGGCGGCUAUUGUUAUAUUCCUCGUCAAGAUCAUAAACUUUCACAACGCAAACACCCAGGGAUUCUGGGUAGAGGUCUCUUCGCAAGUUGAGACUGGUCUUUUCACCGUCACCAGCAUUGGACUGAUUCCCUUUCGAGUUUUGGACACAUAUCGAAUAUGGAAGAUAUGGCGACAUAAACGGAACACCAUACGUCUGAGAGAACAAGCUGGUCUCCCACAGCUGUUUGACGUGGACGAUCUUCCUGAUCCGAUGUAUGACCCCAAUUACGUCCACGUUCUUACAGAGCAAGAACAACGAGAUUUGCAUGAUCAACAAUCAAAAUUUCAGCACUCACAAACUUGGUACCGAGCCCAUGGGACAGAGACGCACCGUGCAUUUCCAAUCAACAUAGCACUGCUCAUCUGUUUUCUGAAUGACGGAAACUCUCUCUUUCAGAUCUUUCUUUGUGGGACUAUGUGGGGUUUGAAUCGCUUUCAACGACCUGCAUGGAGUACCGGGAUUCUGAUUCCAGCCAGUUUUCUUUGUGGAAUUGGGGCUGCAGUGCUCAUUUGGAGGGGAGGGGAAAAGACGAAACGAGUAGAGGAGGUCAGGCGAAGGCUUCGGUCCGCCCUCGCUUCAGAAAAUAUUCCAGACGACCCCAUCUCUGGGCUCGGCGCAACGAUAGAUCGUAAUCAUACCUCUAUACCAAAGAUCAACAUAUCGCAGAAUUGGGAGGUACCUCCCGACGACUCCUCCAUGAUCGAGGAACACAUGACGAUUCGCCGUUGA